CUGAGGUGUGACGUGCAGCAACUUCCCUGUUGUGCAAUCGUCAAGAGGCUCUCGGGGGGCUAUAAGACCCCCAUCCUCAUCUGGUUUCCCAGAGCCUCAGAUCUGCUCCCUCUGCUCACGCCCAGACUGACGGAGAGGCACAAUACGGUCCAGCGCACUCGGCUGGGCGCAAUUCUGUUAGAGGGGUCGAGCAACAUUUGUCAAGAUAUGGACAUUAGCCAAAAGAAGCACUGAAAAGCUCUUGGCUUUUUCUGCUGGAUACUCGGUCAUUUCAGCUGACCUUGGAAAUCUGAAAGAAGUUGAAGUCAAGUCUUUAGACACAGGGGAACAUCUAGUUCCAUAAUGGCAAACUCAAGUGGCCUCUUCUUUUCCAACUCCACAUCCUCCCUGUUUCCAGCAACAGAGGACUACGUGAACACCUCGUCAGUUCCUUCGGCUCACCACUGCCAAGACUGGUCUCCAGUGUCCAUGACAACAGUGAUCCCCACCAUCUACAGCGUCAUCUGUGUGCUGGGUAUACUGGGCAACGCCUUGGCGGUGUAUGUGUUGGCUCGUGGCAAUGCCUUGACGAGAUCGGUGGCGAACACUUUCAUGCUGAACCUGUGCGUCUCCGACCUGCUGUUCCUGCUGACUCUUCCACUGUGGGCCACCUACUACUCCUGGGGCUACAGCUGGCCCUUUGGACUAGUGGCCUGCAAAAUCUGCGGUGCUCUCCUUAACCUCAACCUCUACGCGUCUAUCUUCUUCAUCACGUGCAUGAGCGUAGACCGUUACCUGGCCAUCGUGCAUCCUCUCCUCUCGCAGAGGUCACGGGAUUACGAGCGAGCCCGGAUCGUCUGCAUCCUGGUAUGGGUCCUGGCAUUUGCUUGCUCUUCCCCGCACUUGGCUUUCAGAGAGAUCUAUCACCUUAAAGAGUUGGACGUAGUGGCUUGUGUGGUUUUUUAUCCAGAUGACACCUGGUUUCUGACCCUAGGCUGGAUGAAGAUCAUUCUGGCAUUCCUGCUGCCACUGUUUGGCAUCUCCUGUUGCUACUGGGCCAUUGGGAAACAUUUGUUGGCCUACAGAGGAUCAGCAAGAAUGCAAAAUUCACUACCUCCUCAAGCGGGCCAUUGUAAAUCAGAACGUCUGCCGACUCCUACUGUGUACCCAAACUCAUACACGACUGGACCAAUGAUGGCCCGCGGGGUAGAGAGGAUUUUGUGGACAGUGGCUGCUGUGGUCAUGGCUUUCUUCAUCUGCUGGUUCCCCUUUCAUUGUGUGACCUUCUUGGACCUUUUGAGUAAAAAUGGAUGGCUGGACAGUUGCUGGGUAACCUGGACCACCACCAACCUGACCCCACUCACUCUUUGCCUAGGCUUCUCCAACUCCGCCAUCAAUCCUGUGCUCUACUGCUUCGUCGGGAACCAUUUCCGUGGUCGCCUUGGGGGUCUCUGCAAAGACCUGUGUGCUGGUUUGGAGGCCCGUGGGGAUCAGCACAGCCAGAAACGAGGUUCUUUCAGCACCAGGCUGAGCUCCGUCUCCAGGAAACUCAGUGACCUUAAGGACCUGGCGAUUGUGGAUACCUCAGGUACCGUGUAACAGACUUUCCCCAUCCAGCACAUUCCAAAAUAUUAAUAUGAUCCAAAACUGCCAGGCUUGGUUUAUGAUGGUUUAUAAUACAUAAUAUUUCAUAUUACAUGUUUUUGAAAAAAGUACAAUAGUACAUACCAAAAAUAAAUGGCUAAUAAUGCUCAGAAGAUGAAGUGGAACAUAAAAGUAAAAUUGUAAAAAAUUUAAAACUAAUGAAAAAUGACCAAAAAAGAGAACAAGUGAAGAAAUAAGCAUGUUGAACUUCAACAUUCACUUUUGUCUUAACUGUGCUGACAGUGCAUAAAAAUAAAAUAAGCAUUUUCAGAAUGGUUUGAAACAUCUUCAUGAUUGAUAAAUUUGCCCAACAAAUUCUCUGUAUUAUUCUGUCAUACAGGCUAAGCUAGAUCUAGGAUCUCCAGAGGAGUCUCUGUCCUGCAACUUUUAGAUGUGCCUCUGCUGCACCAACGAUAAGAAUAACUAAUGGAGAACUGGUCUACUGGUGACAAGGUGAGGUAUAUUUCAUUUCAGGGUUUUAUAUAUUCUAACAAAGAAGACAAGUAGUACUUAAAUUUAGCUUUAGCAGUGAUGUCUAGCUGGGAUAGAAACAAACAUUUCAGUCACAUUUCCCUGAUAAAAUGAUGGUUUUCAGACUGAAAGGAGUGAAGUUGAAAAUUCUCCCCUCGUUUCAUCGUUCAACUGAAAAACAAGCAAAUCUAUUAGGAAAAAAAAAAGAAACUAAAAGUUAUACAUGUGUGCACUAAACUAAACUAAUUCUUUGUCGAAACAUUUUAGAUCCCGGUUUCUUUUGAAGAACCACAAACCUCUCACAAUUUGAAGUCAUAUUUGGUCACUCUAUCCAAACCUAUCAGGUCACAGAACAAAUUAGUUUUAUUUUUUUUAUGUUUAUUGUUGAACUAGUUGUUAUUUCUUCCACCCUGACAAACACUUCAGCUCCACAUGAAGAGAUGUUUGGGAUCAUUCAGCGAUGUGAUGAGCUGUUUUGGACAUUUUGUAAUCCUGGCCCCAGAUAUCCAGUUGUGCUCCUUCAAGUUGUCCCACACAAAGUUUAGACAGAUCUAAAUGCCUUGUGUCUUCCAAUAUUUGGCCAAACAUCUCGAGAAUACAUCAGACCGUGCAACAUAACCAGUGCUUGUUAUGAAUUUGAUGCAACACCACCAGCAUUACUGUUAGCAUGAUCCUCUUCCCUCUUCCAGAGGCUUUAGAUUUGGGCUCCAAAUCCAUUUAGGAGCUCUGAACUUUAUGUCUGGAUCACCAGAUCCUCUUUAGUAACUGAUGGCCCGUGUGAACUUCAGCAGAUUAUUGAUUCUGUUUUACUAUUUAAAAAGAAGACGUAUUAGAUUAAGGGAGUGCACAUUCAUGUAGCCACGUUAUUACAGCUUUAGUUAAUUUAUGGAAAAAAAUAAAUAAAUAAAAAGAACAUGUCGCACUUAAAACAGAAAGGAGUUUUCAAAUGUUUUUGUCACGGGGUCAGUUUUAAAAGCCUGGCGUUUUAACACGGGUGUGUCCACUUUUCAAACAGAGCUGUGUUGAUGUAACUGCUGUGUUUCGUGCUUUCUGAAAUUUUUCCUCUGUUUCGUAACCACAUUUUCACACCACAUAGUAAAGUAAAAAUGUGAAUCAGUGGUUGCUGUAGAAACAGUUUCUAUGUGUCUGUACAUAUGCUAAAAUCACAACGAGAUGCUGCUACAUUAUACACGUACGCCAACAUUAACCUGGCAAUCCAAUACAUCUUGCAGUGUUGUUUUUUGUUUUGUUUUCGGAGGAGGGGUUGGUGGGGACAAAAAACUUGUUUAUUCACGGCAAAUAUAUCAUUGUAUUGCUUCUUAUGGACAGUUUAUUCAGCAAAUAAAGAGAACAAGUCAAUGGAA
Gambusia affinis (western mosquitofish) is the source of this 3458-nucleotide messenger RNA. It is a transcript of the gene agtr2, whose product is annotated as angiotensin II receptor, type 2. NCBI's taxonomy places the organism in Eukaryota, Metazoa, Chordata, Actinopteri, Cyprinodontiformes, Poeciliidae. The transcript is spliced from 2 exons. The coding region runs from base 343 to 1578 and encodes 411 amino acids. Gene Ontology annotation, cellular component: membrane. The record is from RefSeq and is a predicted model, not a curated record. Gene Ontology annotation, biological process: G protein-coupled receptor signaling pathway; immune response. Gene Ontology annotation, molecular function: G protein-coupled receptor activity.